Messenger RNA from Ctenopharyngodon idella (grass carp), 3668 nucleotides. RefSeq names its product POU class 1 homeobox 1 (gene pou1f1). The transcript is spliced from 8 exons. The record is from RefSeq and is a predicted model, not a curated record. Gene Ontology annotation, biological process: regulation of transcription by RNA polymerase II. Gene Ontology annotation, molecular function: RNA polymerase II cis-regulatory region sequence-specific DNA binding; DNA-binding transcription factor activity, RNA polymerase II-specific. The coding region runs from base 199 to 1380 and encodes 393 amino acids. NCBI's taxonomy places the organism in Eukaryota, Metazoa, Chordata, Actinopteri, Cypriniformes, Xenocyprididae.
UUCACGGUGGAAAGAUGUAAGACUGAGAGAGAGAGAGAGAGAGAGAGAGUUUCAUACUGGUGGAGCUACGCUAAAACUUUUUAACAUCAAGCAUUUAUUUCAGUAAUUUGUUUUUAGAGAAAUGAUAAAAAUGCAAUACCUAAGGCUAUUGAGCACAGUUCAAUUUGUUGAGAAGAGCAGACUGAUGGAUGAUUUUGGAUGCUUUUUAGUCCACGGGAAAAAUAUACAGAGAGGAAAAAAGGUCAGGUUCUGCUUGAAAGGUGGGCUGCUGUCGCACGUGCAGGACACAGACCCCGAGUAUCUAGAGUCAUGACCUGCCAGGCCUUCAGCACCACCGAUUCCUUCACAACUCUGAGCGGAGAUUCAGCUGCUCUGCCGCUGCUCAUGCACCACAGCGGAGCCGCAGACUGUCUGCCCGUCUCCAGCCAUGCUGCCAACAUGGUGAAUCCAGUCCACUCAGGUCUCCCACUGGUCCAGUCAUCCAAACGCUCUCAUAUGCACCUGUCCACUUCUGCUUUAAGUAAUGCCUCAGCCAGCCUGCACUACCCAAUGCCCCCAUGUCACUAUAGCAACCAGCAGACCACCUACGGCAUGAUGGCAGCACAGGAAAUGCUCUCUGCCAGCAUCUCCCAGACCCGCAUCCUGCAGACCUGCAGCGUGCCUCAUGCCAACAUGGUCAACGGAGCCAACUCACUGCAAGGAGCUCUGGCUCCACGCCUCUAUAAGUUCCCCGAGCAUGGUUUGGGUGGGGGCUCUUGUGCUUUGACCCACAGCUUCCCGCCGCUGCCCCAGGCCCUGCUCACGGACGAACCCACUCUAGGUGACAUCAAGCAGGAGCUGCGCAGGAAAAGUCGGCCCCUGGAAGAGCCGCCCGAUAUGGACUCACCUCAGAUCCGUGAACUGGAGAAGUUUGCUAAUGACUUCAAACUGAGGAGGAUCAAACUAGGUUACACACAGACCAAUGUGGGUGAAGCACUGGCGGCUGUGCACGGAUCUGAAUUCAGCCAAACCACCAUCUGCCGCUUCGAGAACUUGCAGCUCAGCUUCAAAAACGCCUGCAAGCUCAAAUCUAUCCUGGCAAAGUGGCUGGAGGAGGCUGAGCAAGCUGGUGCUCUUUUUAAUGAGAAGAUGGGCAUGCAUGAGCGGAAACGGAAACGGAGAACAACCAUCAGUCUUGGGGCUAAGGAAGCCUUAGAAAGAAAUUUCGUGGAGAAGAGCAAGCCAUCAUCUCAGGAGAUUGUGCGAAUGGCAGAGGGUCUCCAUCUGGAGAAGGAAGUGGUCCGUGUGUGGUUCUGUAACCGCCGGCAGAGGGAGAAGAGGGUGAAAACCAGCCUACAUCAUAGCUCGUUCAUGGCCAAAGAGACAGCCUGUAGACCCUGAAUCUCAGCGAUGCUGUACUGUGAGAUUGUCCAUAGGCAAAAAAAUCAACAACAAACUUUGGCAGUGAGUGGGUUUUUUGUACUGACUCACCAGCAGGAGUGAGAAUAUAAAGUGACCCCAAAAAGUAUUUGAGCACACCUAAAAAUGUCUGAAUGUUAGAUAUCAAAAUAUCAAACCAAAUGACAUCUGCAAACACACUAUGACCUUCUGAAACAUUUGGUGUCAUUUAAAACAGUUCACACAAGUAUUCUAUUACACACAGGUGUAAUUCAUCACAUUACUGUAAAACAUUUUCAGCUAGUUAAGCUUAGAAAUGUAAGUUCACCUGCUGCCUUAAAAAUGUGAGUUAACUCAACUUGAAGAUAAGCUUUGUUUCAACUCAAAAAUAGUCAAGACAACGCAUUACUUUAAGUUAAAAUUUAAACUUAAAAUAAUGCAUUGUCUUGACUAUUCGUGAGUUGAAACAAAGAUUAUCUUCAAGUUGAGUUAACUUAUGUUUAGUUGAGUUAACUCAUAUUUUUAAGGCAGCAGGUGAACUUUCAUUUCUAAGUUUAACCAGCUGAAAAUGUUUUGUACUGUAUGAAUAUGAUCCACUAAUGUUUGAUGAAUACAUAAGCUGUGUUCGAAAUCACCCCCUAAACACUUAUUCACUAUUUCCUAUAAUACUCCUCUAAUGUAGUUCACAUGAAGGAGUGAAUGAAAACUAGUGAGUGAAUUCGGACACUGAAUGCGCCGGAAAGGCUGCUGCUUUUGCUUAAUUUGUGCUUGUUGUUUAAUAAUUAUUUGAAACUUGUGAUGAAAAAGAUUUAUCUUGAACUCUGUCAUGGAAACUAGCAAGUAUAAACCUUAGUUAAAUAAUUUAAGAAUUAAUUAAAAAGGAAUUUAUACCUGUAUUAAAUUACGCUGUAGCCACAUUAGACCAGCUGUUUGGAAAUGGAUGGAUGGAUGAUUCAGCUUCUGGCAAGACACGGGAAUUCAUUCACAGUGUAUUAUAGGUAUUCUCUAGCCGUUGAGUGCAUAUAUAUAUAUAUAUAUAUAUAUAUAUAUAUAUAUAUAUAUAUAUAUAUAGGUAGAUGCCACAUUCGACCACUUCAGACACAUCAGCGUGUCCGCCAUCUUGGAACAGUCAACAUGUCAUCACUCACAAUAAGAAUCAAUGAUGCCACAACAUCGCGCAGCUUCUGGUUGUAAAAACCAAGGUUUAAAUUCCCGAAGAAAUGGGAUAACCUUUCACAGGUGAGAAUGUGUGGGUUUGUUUUUAUAUGUAUUAACUCAAAAUUACAGGUUUUUAAACUACUUUUUAAUGUUGUGUUAGCUGACGCCUUUGUCUUGUUGUAGGCUGUUGUGUUAGUUUAGUGAAAUCAUCUGCUAAAGUCUACUGUAGAUAUAGAUAUUCAUAAUGCAUCUAACUACGGUUGCAGAUGCAGCUCUCGAAUGUUCAUGGACCGGCUUUGAUAGUUCCAAUAUGGCAGAUGGCUUAGGAAUAGUGGCCCAAAAAAAAAGACACUAAUGAGGCAUCUAUGUAUAUAUAUCUAUGGUUGAGUGUACAUCAGUUGUAAUCACUCUAAGUUGUAACUCAUUGCGGUGCAUUAUGGGGUUAAAUGAGUGCACUCGAUAACAUCCACCAUGGUUUCGGACGCCACUACAAAUGGCUGUCCCCUCAAAUAGUGCCCUAUUUAAGGGAAUAGGGGGCGAUUUUAGACACAGCCAUGUCACAAUACUUUCUCUUAAUAUUUUAUAUUUAAAUUUUGCCAAAUUUUGUUAAAUGUCUUGUUUGAAUAGGUUAAAAUGAACAGCAGUUGGUUUGGUAUUGUGUUCUAUAGGCUAAUGCAAUGAUUUUCUUUGAAUUUUUGAUUAUUUUUUUGCGUUUUAUUGCUUUAUGAAUUAUAAGGGAAUUUAAGCAGCCUUCUCAUUGAAAUCUAAACUUGAGCAGUUAACAGACAUUUUAACAUUUUUUUAAUUUAAUUUUUUAUAAAAGAGUGUUUGUGCUCUAAAAUAGGAUCUUUGUGAUGCUUUCUACAUUUAAAAGUACUUAAAAGGGCAGAAUAGCAUCUUGAUACUUUUUAAUAUUGUUAAAAUAAUUUAUUCAUCAUUAAUAUAUUUAAAUACAUUCCAAUCAAAGUUUAAUAUAUUAGCAAAAUAUGCAAAUAUUCUAAAAACAUAACUGAAAACACAUCCUGGAAAUGUGUGAUUGCACUGUAGUUUUGUAUGAAGCAGCCCAACCUUUUUUUUGCAAUGUCAUUUGUAUCGAAAUGAUGAAUUUGACCAAAUAAAUGACUAAUAUUGUG